This is a messenger RNA of Scutellospora calospora, 323 nucleotides long. Lineage: Eukaryota; Fungi; Glomeromycota; Glomeromycetes; Diversisporales; Gigasporaceae. The record is from the annotation of a GenBank genome assembly.
AUGAAUAAAAUUGAAGCAGGAGAGUAUUAUGAUGAAAAAUAUGGAAGAAGAAAUAGGACUCCCGAUAACAACAUUGACCAACAGAACCAACAAAUGCAAGUGUUGUAUGCUAGUUUUGAAAAAUUGACCACUACUCUGGCUACUUAUAUAGAAUUCAUAAAACCUCAGACCACGUAUAGAAACAAUAAUGGCAAUUACAAUGGAGAUAGAAACGGAAAUAAUAAUAAUAAACCAAACCUAGAAUCAAUCUCAGGACUGAACUCGAGACCAAGACAACCUAGUAACUCAAAUUUUACAAAGGCCAAGGGACGUGAACCACAUCA